Messenger RNA from Vombatus ursinus (common wombat), 933 nucleotides. RefSeq names its product olfactory receptor 150-like. NCBI's taxonomy places the organism in Eukaryota, Metazoa, Chordata, Mammalia, Diprotodontia, Vombatidae. The transcript has 2 exons. The record is from RefSeq and is a predicted model, not a curated record. Gene Ontology annotation, cellular component: membrane. Gene Ontology annotation, biological process: sensory perception of smell; G protein-coupled receptor signaling pathway. The coding region runs from base 118 to 933 and encodes 271 amino acids. Gene Ontology annotation, molecular function: G protein-coupled receptor activity; olfactory receptor activity; odorant binding.
CAUCUUUCAAGAAAUUAUUCACUUGUGACUGAGUUCAUCAUUUUAGGGUUGAUAGACCAGCCUGAGCUCCAGCUGCCACUAUUCUCCCUGUUUCUAGGGAUUUAUAUAUUCACUGUGAUGGGGAACCUGGGCAUGAUUAUACUUAUUGGGCUGAGUUCUCAUCUUCACAAUCCAAUGUAUUAUUUCCUCUGCAAUUCGUCCUUCAUUGAUCUCUGUCAAUCAACUGUCAUCAUACCCAAAAUGCUAGUGAACUUUGUGUCAGAGAAGAACAUCAUCUCUUACUCUAAUUGCAUGACUCAGUUCUAUUUUUUUGCCUUUUUUGUGAUUUCUGAAUGUCAAAUAUUGGCUGUGAUGGCAUAUGAUCGCUAUGUUGCUGUAUACCAUCCCCUUCAUUAUAAUCUUAUGAUGUCUUAUCAGGUGUGCUCAUGGUUGGUGGGUGGGAUGUAUGCAUUGGGCCUCACUGGGGCCACAGCUCACACAGGCUGCUUGCUUAGAGUGCUCUUCUGUAAGGAAAAUGCCAUUAAUCAUUACUUCUGUGAUCUCCUUCCGCUCUUGAAUCUCUCUUGUUCUAGCACCUAUAUCAAUGAAGUGCUGGCUCUGGCCUCCAGUACAUUUAAUAUCUUUUUCCCAACACUGACCAUUAUUUGCUCUUAUGUUUUGAUCAUUGCUAGCAUUUUAAAAAUUCAGUCCACUGAAGGCAGAUCAAAAGUCUUCAGUACCUGCAGCUCCCAUAUUGCCACAGUUGGUGUCUUCUUUGGCUCUCUUACAUUCAUGUACCUUCAGCCAUCUUCAGUUGGUUCCAUGGAUCAGGGGAAAGUGUCUUCUGUCUUUUACACUAUUGUUGUACCCAUGCUAAACCCCUUUAUCUACAGUCUGAGAAAUGAAGAUGUCAAAAUUGCAUUGAAGAAGGUGAUAGGAAGAAGAACAUUCUAG